UUCUCUAGAAAUAGUGGUUGCCUCAAUGAAGAAAACUAAUGUAUCAGGAAAUGGCAUUAUUGGCAGGCAAAGCAGAGGCCGACUUUACCUCCUUCAGAAUCAAAAAUAUAGAAAACCUAUGUGAGGUGCAGACCAGGAAGGGGGUCUUCUAUAAAACAGCUAAGCUCCUUCGUCCAGGUGAGGAGCGAUGUUACAGGGGGCAAGUGGAAGACAGAAUGCGACAUAUAAUUAUCAACGUAGGUGGCAUCAAGUACCGAAUCCCAUGGACCACUCUGGAAGACUGUCCAUUGACAAGGCUGGGAAAACUAAGAACCUGUAAUAAUUAUGAUGAAAUAAUGGAUGUAUGUGAUGAUUAUGACAUUAACUGCAAUGAGUUCUUUUUCGAUCGUAACCCUUGUGCCUUUAGGACUAUUAUGACUUUUUUGGCAGCUGGGAAACUGAGGAUACUAAGAGAAAUGUGUGCCCUAUCCUUCCAGGAAGAACUUAUAUAUUGGGGGAUAGAGGAGGAACAACUGGAGUGGUGCUGCCUUAGAAAACUGCAGCAGAAGGAAGAGGAACUGGCUGAGGCCAAGAUGUAUGAGGGAGAAUUUGGCACCUCCAAGGAAAAUUCACAAAGUGCCUUGGAGGACAGUGGGCGAUUGGCCCAGUGCAUGAAACAUCUCAGGGACAUGGUUGAGAACCCCCACUCAGGGAUUCCUGGGAAGAUUUUUGCCUGUUUAUCGGUCUCCUUUGUGGCCAUCACAGCCGUUAGCCUCUGUAUCAGCACCAUGCCAGACUUUAGAGAAGAGGAAGAAAGGGGUGAAUGUUCUCAGAAGUGCUACAAUAUUUUUGUUCUAGAGACAGUUUGCGUGGCUUGGUUUUCCUUGGAGUUCAUCCUACGCUUUAUCCAGGCUGAGAGUAAGUGUGUAUUCCUAAGAACACCGCUUAACAUCAUCGACGUGAUGGCCAUCUUGCCUUAUUAUAUCACUCUGAUAGUGGAUUCACUAUCAGGAGAAAAGACUGGAGGAACAGGAAAUAACUACUUGGAAAAGGUGGGACUAGUACUUCGCGUACUGCGAGCUUUGCGCAUCUUUUAUGUCAUGAGGCUAGCAAGGCACUCUCUUGGACUGCAGACCCUUGGACUCACAGUCAGAAGGUGCACCAGAGAAUUUGGGCUACUUCUUCUGUUUUUGUGUGUUGCUAUGGCACUGUUUUCUCCUCUUGUAUAUCUUGCAGAGAAUGAGCUAGGUGCCAAACAGGAAUUCACCAGUAUCCCUGGAAGUUACUGGUGGGCAGUAAUCUCCAUGACAACUGUAGGCUAUGGUGACAUGGUUCCGCGAAGCAUCCCAGGACAGGUGGUGGCCCUAAGCAGCAUACUGAGUGGUAUUUUGCUUAUGGCAUUUCCUGUGACAUCCAUAUUUCACACAUUCUCUCGCUCUUACACCGAACUGAAAGAGCAGCAGCAAAGAGCAAGCAGACAGAUGCACAUACUAGAAGAAAGAGAGUGCACUGAGUAAGAUCUCCACAAAGUUGAGCAUCUAAUGGGUCUUCGGUGAUUGCAAGCAGUAUCAUACACUGUAGAGAACUAUUCUUUUAUAAGGGUACUAAAAUAUCAAACAUGGAACAAUUUUAAACAGUUUCAUUGAACAUUUGUUCCAUUCACUUUUGGUUGGAUUUUAAGUUAAUUGUAGAUUAUGACUUGUUUUCUAUUAAUCUAAUUAAAUUGCUAUAUUUGGUUACGUACUGGAUUAAUAUAAAAUAUAAACUUAAAUGACUUUUUAAUUUCAUUUCCAGUUUUCUUCAGACAACUGAGAAUAUCUACAGCAUUAUUUAGACAUUGAACUUGCUUUACUGUAGUCUUGUUCUUUUAAGAAAUAACAAAUUCUUCACUGAAUUCUGUCUUAUUUUAAGUCUACAUUUUGAAGUAAGCUUUAAAGGAAAUCAGAUUUAUUUAAAUUAGUAUAUUUAUAUGUUCAUAUUCUAGUGUAAAUUAGUUUAUAUUUUCACAGACUGCAAAAAUGCUU
Nanorana parkeri is the source of this 2003-nucleotide messenger RNA. RefSeq names its product potassium voltage-gated channel modifier subfamily G member 2 (gene KCNG2). Gene Ontology annotation, molecular function: voltage-gated potassium channel activity. The coding region runs from base 39 to 1496 and encodes 485 amino acids. The transcript has 2 exons. Gene Ontology annotation, cellular component: voltage-gated potassium channel complex; membrane. Gene Ontology annotation, biological process: potassium ion transmembrane transport; protein homooligomerization. The record is from RefSeq and is a predicted model, not a curated record. NCBI's taxonomy places the organism in Eukaryota, Metazoa, Chordata, Amphibia, Anura, Dicroglossidae.